AUGAGGGUUUGUACUCAUCAAAAGAUUGACUGCCAAAAAGAGAAUCCUAAGAGCCUUGCAAAACGGGGCUCGUCAGAGAGUUUAGCAAACGCAAACUCAAACAUAGUGGGGGAAAGUACCCACAAAAAUCUAGCAAAUACAGACUCGAACCGAGUGGGGGUUUGUACUCACAAGAGCCUUACAAAAGAAGGUUCGGAUCAGAUGAGGGAGAAUCAUGCACACCGAAGGAUCGGCUACCUCACCAAAGGAGCAUCUUGCACACUGAAGGAUCGGCUACUUCUCCAAAGGAGCAUCCUGCAAACCGAAGGAUCGGCUACCUUACCGAAGGAGCAUCCUGCAGGCCAGAAGGAUCGGCUACCUCACCAGAAGGAGCAUCCUGUACACGAAGGAUCGGCUACUUCUCCAAAGGAGCAUACUCCAAGCCAGAAGGAUCGGCUACCUUACCAGAAGGAGCAUCCUGUAGGCCAGAAAGAUCGGCUACCUCACCAGAAGGAGCAUCUUGCAAACCAAAGGAUCGGCCACCUCAUCGAAGGAGCAUCCUACAAAUCGAAGGAUCGGCUACCUCUCCGAAGGAGCAUCCUAAGGCUUCACACUCGUCAGCUACGGG
Messenger RNA from Sphenostylis stenocarpa, 607 nucleotides. NCBI's taxonomy places the organism in Eukaryota, Viridiplantae, Streptophyta, Magnoliopsida, Fabales, Fabaceae. The record is from the annotation of a GenBank genome assembly.